CGUCAAGGAUGGCUCACCUGGUGGUGGUCCAUCAUGCUGUUCUGGCCUUGCUCCUAUCUUGUUCCACAUCCACGGCCUUCUUUGACUGGAUGAAGAGGCCUGCAGCUCCAUCUCCCUCUCCACCACCAGCUCCAGUACAACCUGGGGGAGAUGCACCCCCCUUCGAGAUGAUGGUAUCAGAUGAAAAAUUCCUUGUUGAGGCCAAGCAGAUGGAACUUAGUCCCCUGGACAGCUGCCAUUACAUGGUGGUUGCUCAGUUGAAGUCGACCUGUGGUAGCCUAUCAGAGGAGCAGCUGGCUAAACUGGGAGUGGUCCUUUUCAACUGUCAGGCAGAGGUGGAGGGGCGCAGGACCUAUCGUUGCACCGACGAAAUGUCUUUGAGACAGUGCACAGCAGACAUGGACGCGGACACAUGGAAUGCGUACCACAUAGUCAGCAACCGAGCGCGCGCCGUGUGCUACGCCACCCGCCAGCAGCACUUCCGUCGCAGGGCCGAGCUCACGGUCAACGCUCUCAUCUCCACAGCAACCAGCCAACUUGAUGCCAUGAAAGACUUGAAGGAGGGGCAGUUGGAGCUAAGGGACCUGACUGCAGCCUCCCUGGAUAAGCUGCUGCAGGGCCACAGCGCCCUUCAGGCCCAGCAAGGGGCCCUGUGGCUGGGACAGGAGGAGCUGGAGAGCUCCCUGAGCUCCAACCUGGAGCGGCUGGGCCAGGAGAAGGCCCUCAUCGCCUCUGGACAGGAACUGGUAGCUCAGCUCAUCAAGGGCAUCACACAGAGGAUGGAAAACGUUAGUGAGCAGAUGAAAGGUCAAGGGUCAGAGGUGCAGGAGGGUCACAAGGCCAUUUUGGAUGACCUCGCAGAGGUCAGAGGGCGGGCGCAGGAUAUCUAUAGUAAAAUAGAGAGCAGCAUGUCUGGGUUCCUGCUGUACCAGAACCAGACGGCCAGGUACUACGCAGACCUCAUGGGCAAACUGGAGCGCAUGAACAGCACGUUGGGAGCCAUGCUACAUUACCUAGACAACAUGCACACCCGCCUGGAGGACAGACUCCAUGCCAUCCAGGACUACCUUGGCUGGGCAGGUCUGAGCCUGGCAGCACUGUGGACUUGUGUGGUACAUGCUGGGUAUUUCCUGCUCUGCGCGGUCCUGCUGACGUUUCUUCGCUGUCCGUGUUUCACGCGGGCCAUGCUGCUGCUCACUGUGCCCCUCAACGCCGUGGCCGAGGUCAACCGGCAGCCUUCCCUGGACCUCAUGGGCCUCAGCCUGCUACUGGUCACACUGUCACUGGGUCAUUGGUUUGUGACACAGUUGUCGAGGGCUUGUUCUUGGAUUGGAGGAAAGCAAACCAGUUUGCCUUUUCCACCAACAACUAAAAUCCUGGAAUCAGAGCCGAUUGAGUCCCCUCAGUCUCACUAUCAGAAAGGCCCAUCCUGCUCCACACCUCAGAAAGAUGAGUUGGAUGGGGUCAUGGAGCCAGAAGACUUCCUAGAUCAGGAGAGCUUCAUGUGUGCACCGUAUAGCGGCCAGCAGGUGGCAGAGGCCAGCUUUGUACCGGUUAUGGCUGCACACAACCAAUCCACACCUCGUUUCAUGGUUCGGCCAAGCUUUUCUGCGGCUGUCCUAGAAAGUUUUCCUCACAGGAAUCUGGGCGGGGGUUUUGAGGCAGUGUAUGGAUCCCGCAGUUCCAGCCCCAACCAAUCCUUGGCCAGCAACGGGUCCUUGUCCUGUCGCCAGCUGUGUAACGGCACCACCAGAACAGGGAAGCAGUGUAAAAACAGGGCAGUUCUGGGGCAGGACUACUGUCAUGUCCAUGACAGAGGCUACACGUCCUAUAUCCGCCCUUGACUGACGUCACCCCAACACCUCCAAGAUUUGUACCCUUCUUAUAUUCGAACCGUUUGAGUAUUUUAAAGCUGUUAUUUUACAUGUCAUAAUUUCUGCUUACAUGUGUGGGUGUUUGUGCAUUAGAUAGGUGUGUGUAUAUAUGUAGUCUUGCUUGGUGUUGUAAGAUAUUAACAUUUUUUGUAAAUUAUUUCCAAGUGUCAGUCAUUUGAACCCACAGAUGUGAAUAAGUUACAUUAAGCUUAAAAUCUGACUUUGUUUGACAAAUAAAAUUAUAAUAAAGUGUUUUUUAUUUAUUAGACAUA
This is a messenger RNA of Osmerus eperlanus (European smelt), 2146 nucleotides long. It is a transcript of the gene bmb, whose product is annotated as brambleberry. The transcript is spliced from 12 exons. Bases 9 to 1844 code for a protein of 611 amino acids. The record is from RefSeq and is a predicted model, not a curated record. NCBI's taxonomy places the organism in Eukaryota, Metazoa, Chordata, Actinopteri, Osmeriformes, Osmeridae.